Messenger RNA from Naegleria gruberi, 1809 nucleotides. Its product is annotated as F-box-containing LRR repeat protein. Bases 59 to 1780 code for a protein of 573 amino acids. Gene Ontology annotation, molecular function: protein binding. NCBI's taxonomy places the organism in Eukaryota, Heterolobosea, Eutetramitea, Acrasida, Naegleriidae. The transcript has a single exon. The record is from RefSeq and is a predicted model, not a curated record. Gene Ontology annotation, biological process: SCF-dependent proteasomal ubiquitin-dependent protein catabolic process. Gene Ontology annotation, cellular component: SCF ubiquitin ligase complex.
GCAAAAUCAAGAUUUCUGGAUUUCUUCGGAUUGAUUUUGUAUGCCAAUACUUUGAAAAAUGAUAACACCAACAAUAUUCAAUAGUGAUGUGCGGGGGAUGGUUGAUGAUGAAGAUGAUUGUCAAAUGGUGAUUUCACCAAUGGAAAGAUAUUCGGAUCAUUCAUUAGUCAAUUUACCUUCCGAGAUUAUUCAUUUAAUUUGUCAAUAUUUGCAAUCACAUGAUUUGUUUUAUUCAUUGUUUGCUUUGAGUAGACAUUGGUAUGAAUCAUUGGCAAUGUAUCCAACAAUAUUUCUGAGAAGAUGUAAAAAUGCAGAAGGUGCCAUACAAGUAUUGAGAAAUAGAUUUAAAGACUUGAGAUUUCUUAAUUUGAGUGGUUUGCAAUUGUAUGACGAAAAUGGUUGCAAAACUGAUUCAUCGAAUACUAUUCUUAAGGUUUUGAGAGAUUCAAUGAGAGAGGGAUGUACUAAAUUGAACUAUUUCAGAAUGGCUAAUUGCUUAACUAGUCCAAAACAGGUCAAAGUCGAUGAACCACAAAAAACUGAGGAGUUAACGCUCGAUGAAUAUGACAUGGUUGGUGAUGGUAAUAAUUGGAUUGCAGAGCCAGCUGGCAAUGGCUAUGGUGAAGAAGUUAUCAUUGAAGUUUCUCCGAAAUUUAUAGAAACAGUUGUGUUUGAAAUGAUGGGACAAAUUAAGAAAAUUCAAGUAGAAGAUAUUAUUGACCCAUACGAUGCUAAUUGUAAUGCCCAACCAAAGGAAGUAUCGUUCUACAUUUCCAGAUGUAAAAAUAUUAGCACUGAGGCAUUUGAAUCGUUGGGUCGUAACCCAAGAUUUUGUUCUUCAGUUACCAAAAUGAUGCUUGAAUGGGAUGUUGGAGUCAAUAGCCAAUCUAUUUGCGUAAUGUCUCAAUAUUUUACAAAUAUUACAAGUUUGAGUAUCGCCAAUUGUGUUAAUAUCGAUUCUGCUGGUUUUGAGGCAAUAAGCAAAAUGACUGGAAUACAUACUCUAACCCUAGUUGGUACUACAAUUAGGGACGCUGAUUUAUUAACAAUCUCUAAACUUCCAAACCUUAAAAGUAUCGACUUGACAGGAUGUAAGAAUACUGUCCAAUCUGAGGAAACCAUUGUGCAAUUCUUGACAAACUGUCCUCAAAUGGAAGAGCUAUUCCUUGUUGAUUGCAACUUGACUGAUUGGACCUUGCAUAUUAUUAAGGAAAAGCUCAAGAAUUUGAAAUUCUUGGACAUUUCUUGGAAUGUAGAUUUCACAGAUGAAGGAAUGUUUAAUAUUCUUGGAGAAUUACCAAACCUCGAAAGCUUUAACAUUACCACUGGUGCAAAAAUUGAAUUAGCCAUUCUACUAAAGGAUGAUAACUCGUUAUUGGCCUCGAGUGAGGAUGUUGGAAAGGACCUCUAUACCCCUCUCUUACCAAAGCUCACCAAAUUGAACUUGAGCAUGAGAAACUAUCAGUGUAAUGAAAGUAUACAAGCUGUUUUAAGAAAUACUCCUAAUUUAGUAUCCCUCCAACUAUCUGGUUGUUCUCGCCUUACAGACGAUUCCUUCUCUAACAUUAAUCCAAAAAUUUAUCCUCUUCGUAAAUUGAAAGAAGUUCACUUGAUGCGUUGCUCUUGGUUGACUGACGAAAGUCUCAACAAGCUCAUGCCACUUUGCAUUUCAAGCCUAGAAAAUCUAUUCCUCCAAAGAUCCAAAUUCUCUAAACAAAAAAUCGAUGAAUGGAAAUAUAAACUCGAGAAUAUCAAGAAAAUUGGUUAUCCAAAAAGGUAAAUAAAAUAUUAAUAAAAAUUUAAAAUUAG